UCGACCUGAAGCUUUCUCUCUUUCUUUCCCUCCUCCUGCACCCCGAAACUCCAGGUUACAGUUUCGUUCCCCUCCUGCUGGACACAACUUCUACCCGCCGUGACCAUCGACAAGAUGAAGACGUUCUACAACGUCUACGCUAUUUGCGGCUUCGCCGCCAUCGGUGGAGCCUUGUUCGGCUUCGACAUCUCUUCCAUGAGCGGGGUACUGGGAACCAAUGCGUACAAGAAUUACUUUCAUAAUCCUACCGGCUAUCGUCAAGGCGGCAUCACUGCUGCCAUGCCGGCUGGGUCGCUUUUCGGCGCCCUCAGUUCUUCCUUCAUCGCCGACAAGCUCUCCCGUCGCACCGCUAUCCAAGUCGGUGCCCUCAUCUGGGUCAUCGGCGCCAUCCUCCAAACCGCUGCUAAUGGUGUUGCUCUUCUCUGCAUCGGCCGUGUCAUUGCCGGUGUAGCCAUUGGUAUCUGCUCUGCUAUUGUCCCGGUCUAUCAAUCCGAGAUCGCUCCCAAGGGUAUUCGUGGACGUGUUGUGUCUCUUCAGCAGUGGGCCAUCACCUGGGGCAUCCUAAUCCAGUACUUCAUCCAGUAUGGUGCAUCCUUCGUCGACGGCGGCCCCAAGGCCCCUAACCAAGGCACUGCCGCAUUCCGCAUCCCAUGGGCCAUCCAGAUGUUCCCCGCUGUGCUUCUCUUCUUUGGCAUGUUCUUCUUCCCACGCUCUCCUCGUUGGCUUGCCAGUAAGGGCCGCUGGGAGGAGGCCCUCAGGACGCUCGCCAAUCUGCAUGGCCGCGGCGACACCACCAACGCCACCGUCCUCGCCGAGUACCACGAGAUCGAGGAGGCCCUUCGCUUCGAGCGUGAACAGGCCGUCACCAGCUACAAGGCCCUCACGCAGCCCCGCAUCUUCAAGCGCGUCAUUCUCGGAAUGUCCAUACAAAUGUGGUCUCAAUUGUGCGGCAUGAAUAUCAUGAUGUACUAUAUCGUUUACAUCAUGCGGGGUGCCGGCAUUGCGGAUGAGCUCCUGACCUCGUCUAUUCAAUACAUCAUCAACGUGGCCAUGACGCUUCCUGCCAUUCUGUGGCUCGAUCGCACUGGCCGCCGUCCCGCCUUUCUGCUCGGUUCCUUCGGCAUGAUGAGUCUCUUGUUCAUCUCGGGCGCCAUCCAAGCCUCCUACGGCCAGCUCAACACCAACCCCGCUACCAAGGACGAAGUCUCCUGGGUCCUAGUCAACAAACCCGGCCCAUCCAAGGGCGUCAUCGCCUGUAGUUAUCUUUUCGUCGCCACCUUCGCGGCCACCUGGGGUCCUAGCUCGUGGACUUACCCCUCUGAGAUCUUCCCCGCCAAGGUCCGCGCGAAGGCUGUCUCUCUGUCCACGGCUUCGAACUGGACCUGGAACUGCAUCUUGGCUUUCGCCGUCCCGCCGCUUCUCCAGAAGAUCAAUUGGAGGAUGUACAUGAUCUUCGGGACUUUCAACGGCCUGGCGUUGAUCCAUAUGUUCUUCACCGCUCCCGAGACCAAGGGCAAAUCCCUCGAGGAGAUGGACGACAUCUUCGACAGCGGCAUCCCCGCCUGGAAGACGGCGGGCACGGGCUCCCGUCUCGACCAGCUGCAGCGCGACAUCGAGAAGGGCGAAGUGCAACUCACGACUCCGAUCCACCAGGAGAACGUCCAUGCCAAGACGGGUUCGUAGAUGUGUCUAUAGUGGGUGACACAGGUAGAGAAUGGGCUCUUACUGAGCUUGGAUAUCAGAUUGGUGGGAUUACAUGGGAGGGUUUACAAUGGGUGUGGAUAGAAGGGACGGUCUUUUCUCUUUGACGGCUCGGGCUGCAACAGGGGAGCUGCAAUCGCAGGUAGAUGGUCAUUUAAUUGAUAUCUCUCUCCUUA
Messenger RNA from Westerdykella ornata, 1877 nucleotides. RefSeq names its product high affinity glucose transporter. Gene Ontology annotation, biological process: transmembrane transport; carbohydrate transport. Bases 115 to 1683 code for a protein of 522 amino acids. The record is from RefSeq and is a predicted model, not a curated record. Gene Ontology annotation, molecular function: carbohydrate:proton symporter activity. The transcript has 8 exons. Gene Ontology annotation, cellular component: membrane. Lineage: Eukaryota; Fungi; Ascomycota; Dothideomycetes; Pleosporales; Sporormiaceae.